This is a messenger RNA of Indicator indicator, 2115 nucleotides long. RefSeq names its product WT1 interacting protein (gene WTIP). The transcript has 8 exons. Gene Ontology annotation, cellular component: transcription regulator complex; P-body; nucleus. Gene Ontology annotation, biological process: response to hypoxia; positive regulation of miRNA-mediated gene silencing; cytoskeleton organization. Gene Ontology annotation, molecular function: transcription corepressor activity. The record is from RefSeq and is a predicted model, not a curated record. Lineage: Eukaryota; Metazoa; Chordata; Aves; Piciformes; Indicatoridae. The coding region runs from base 1 to 2115 and encodes 704 amino acids.
AUGGAGAAGUACGAGGACAUGGCACUGAAGGCCACCAAGUUCAUGGAGGAUCUGUCCCUCUACGAGCCCUGCCCGGAGGGUCUGUACGGCCGGGGCGGUCGCCGGGACCUGGCGCUGCACCCCGACCUGGAGGAGACCAAGCGGGUCAUCGCCGCCCACAUGACGGCGGAGCAGCGGGGCCGGAAGAUGAACGGCACCGCCGCGCCGCCGCCUGCCGAAGCUUUCCCCGCCGCCGCCGCCCCCUGCGGUAAAGCCUACCCGCCCGCUGCGCCGGCCGCCCCGCUCCGCGCCGCCAACGGCCGCGCCGCCGCCGACCCGCCGCCGGCCGCGGCCCCGCCGUGCUGCGAGGAGGGGCUGUGCACCCGCUCUGAGGUGGCGCUGCCCUGCUACAGCGGCUUCACCGACAAGGGCAAGCGCUACUCGGCCGAGGGCUACCGCUACGCCGCGGGCAGCGGCUACGAGGGUGGCGGUUACGUGGCCAAGGGUGGCGGGCGGGGGCCCGGCGGCCCGGACGGCAAGUACGGCGCUGCCAGCCCGCGGGCCAGCUUGGCCACCUCCUCGCCGGGCCCCGCGGCCGAGCACGGCAAGUUCUCCAGUCCGCGCUCCAGCCUGGGCGGCGCGGCGGCGCUGCCCUACGAGAAGUUCUCCAGUCCCCGCUCCAGCCUGGUGGUGCCCGGCCAGGAGAAGUACGGAAGCCCCCGCGCCAGCCUGGUGCAGUACGACGGCGCGGCCCUCAGCCCCCGCUCCAGCUACGCCAGCACGGCCAGCGACACCAGCAAGCACUCCAGCCCCCGCGCCAGCCUCACGAGCUACGACGGCGGCGGCAGCAGCAAGCCCAGCAGCAACCGCACCAGCGGCAUCAGCAUGGGCUACGACCAGCGCCACGCCAGCCCCCGCUCCAGCACUGCCAGCCAGUACUCCUGCACCACCAGUCCCCGCUCCAGCUACUCGGACUCCAGGUACGGGCUGCCAGGCAGCGCCGAGCCGGAGGGGACGGGCGGCGCCGGGCUCGCCCUGGCCAGUCCCCGCUCCAGCCUCUGCGGCCCCGAGGGCCGCGUCGCGCCGGGCGCCGCCGUGGUCAGCCCCCGCUCCAGCAUCUCCAGCCAGAGCUCGCGGAGCUCCCGCGGCUCCAUGAGCGCCUACCCCGAGCUGCAGCUGCCCUCGCCCCGCUCCUCCCUGCUGGCGCCGGGCCUGCAGGAGGACGGCGUCGUGCCCGAGCUGGGGGACGUCUACCACAAGAUCCAUGCCCAGUCCCCGCCGCGGCACGACCAGCAGCACCCGGCUGUCGUCCCCGAGGCGGGCCCCCCCUACGCCUACAGCCCGUCCAAAGGCUCCGCUCCGACGCCCAAAUUCAAGCUCCCCUACCAGGUGACGCCGUGCCGGGAGAGCGGCCCUAGUCAAGCGGAGAGGCGGCUGGAGGCGCUGACGCUGGAGCUGGAGAAGGAGCUGGAGAUGCACAUGAAGAAGGAGUACUUCGGUAUUUGUAUAAAAUGUGGAAAAGGUGUGUAUGGAGCAAGCCAGGCUUGCCAAGCAAUGGGCAACCUCUACCAUACCAACUGCUUCACCUGCUGCUCUUGUGGGAGAAGACUGCGAGGAAAAGCCUUCUACAAUGUCAAUGGCAAGGUGUACUGUGAAGAAGACUUCCUAUAUUCAGGUUUCCAGCAAACAGCAGACAAGUGCUUUGUGUGUGGACACCUCAUCAUGGAAAUGAUCUUGCAGGCCCUUGGGAAGUCCUACCACCCUGGCUGCUUCCGCUGCGUGGUGUGCAACGAGUGCCUGGAUGGAGUCCCCUUCACUGUAGAUGUGGAGAACAACAUCUACUGUGUCAAAGACUACCACACGGUUUUUGCACCAAAAUGCGCUUCCUGUAACCAGCCGAUCCUACCAGCUCAGGGCUCUGAGGAGACUAUUCGCGUGGUGUCGAUGGACAAGGACUACCACGUGGAGUGCUAUCACUGUGAGGAUUGUGGCUUGCAGCUCAAUGAUGAGGAGGGCCACCGCUGUUACCCCUUGGAGGGGCACCUGCUCUGCCACGGCUGCCACAUCAGGCGCCUCAACAUCAAGCUGCCCUCGCACCCGCCGCCCAGCUACCCCAUGCACGUCACGGAGCUCUGA